Prunus mume (Japanese apricot) is the source of this 2240-nucleotide messenger RNA. Its product is annotated as Protein phosphatase 2C family protein. Gene Ontology annotation, molecular function: protein serine/threonine phosphatase activity. The record is from RefSeq and is a predicted model, not a curated record. NCBI's taxonomy places the organism in Eukaryota, Viridiplantae, Streptophyta, Magnoliopsida, Rosales, Rosaceae. Gene Ontology annotation, biological process: protein dephosphorylation.
GUGACAAACAGUCUAGAAAUGUAAUUUCGAUCUUUAGGUAGGAAAAUGAGAAGAAAAGGAAAGAAAGGGAAAGAAAAUGGGAUGAGGAUUGGACGCGCCAUAAGUUGAGUGUAAUGAACAGUGUAAGUUGCAUCAUGAGAUUGAUUUUUCAAUCAUUUUUUCAACCGGGAGGUGCACGGCUACUCCACAGUAACUGCUCUCCCUCUCAAUCUCUCUCUCUCUCUCUCUCUAGUUUCUACUCUGUCCUGCCCUGCUUUUGCAAUUAAUGCACCACCCUCCCUCCCCUCCACCAUAUUAAUAUCUCUCUUUCUGCCCUCUUCUGUUUCCUUCACUCUGAUCCCAAAGCUCAAAUCUUGCCAUAGAAAAUUGCAGAAGAAGCUGGUUUUGCUAUCGAACCACGGAAUACAUUUGACCAAGAUAAAAUGACCUCAUUUUUCUAUAUGGACUUGUAAAGUGGCUUGUGGUUUGAUGUGUUGGAAUCUUUGGUAUUUGGAUAGUCUAUUGCUCGGUUGACCAUUUGAGCAAACUCAGAAUUUCAUGUGAGCUCUGUUUGGCAAAAGGAGGAAUUUUAUCCUUUACUACGUCAGAUGUCUUCUUUGUGGAGCUGAGCAGAUGGGGGCUUGCGUUUCGACUAGUAGUCGGAGUACUCGUAGUAGCAGGAGCAAUGGAGAGACAGUUGCUCACUCGUUCUUGGGGAUUGGAUUUUGUGGGCAAAAGAGAACGAAGAAGACAUUCUCAGACCAUGUAUAUACUCUCCAGAAUUUACACUCCAUUCCCAACCGCAUUUUUACUAAUGGAAAGAGCCGAGCUUCUUGCAUAUUCACGCAGCAGGGUCGCAAAGGCAUAAACCAGGAUGCUAUGGUUGUGUGGGAAGAUUUCAUGUCAGAAGAUGCGAUAUUUUGUGGCGUGUUUGAUGGCCAUGGUCCACAUGGUCAUCUUGUUGCACGCAAAGUGAGGGAUGCAUUGCCAGUAAAGCUGCUAUCCUUCUUGCAUUCUUAUCAAUCAAGGUUAAAUGGGUCCAGUAAAACAUGUUUCAAAGGGAACCUAAAGAGAUCAGAUGGUGGAGAUUCUGAGAAGGAUGCUUCAGCUGAGGAAAAAUUAAAUGUAACAUGGAGAGAGGCUUUCCUGAAGUCAUACAAGGCCAUGGACAAGGAGCUGAGGUCCCAUCCUAAUUUGGACUGCUUCUGCAGUGGUAGCACUGCUGUCACUCUAGUCAAACAGGGGUCAAAUCUUUUCAUGGGUUAUAUUGGGGAUUCCCGAGCAAUCCUGGGAUCAAAGGACAGUAGUGAUUCCAUGGUGGCAAUCCAAUUAACUGUUGAUUUAAAGCCUGAUCUGCCAAGGGAAGCUGAAAGAAUUAAACGGUGCAAGGGUAGGGUAUUUGCUUUGCAAGAUGAGCCUGAAGUGUCUCGAGUAUGGUUGCCGUUUGAUGAUGCCCCUGGGUUAGCAAUGGCUCGAGCCUUUGGUGAUUUCUGUUUAAAGGAUUAUGGAGUGAUCUCUAUACCAGAGUUCUCACACCGGAUACUUACUGAGAGAGAUCAGUUCAUCGUUCUUGCCUCAGAUGGGGUUUGGGAUGUCUUAAGCAAUGAAGAGGUUGUUGAGAUAGUGUCCUCAUCCCCGAGCCGGGCAUCAGCAGCAAGGAUUGUGGUUGACUCAGCUGCUCGUGAAUGGAAACUCAAAUACCCGACUUCAAAGAUGGAUGACUGUGCAGUCGUUUGUUUGUUUUUGGAUGGGAAAAUGGACUCUGAAUCUGAUUAUGAGGAACAAGGCUUUUCAUCUGCAACACUUCAGAGCAAUCACUCCGGAAAUGCAGUUGAAUCAGAUGAUGGCCAGAAGUCAGAGCCAUCUCUGCAGAGGAAUUUCACAGUAAGAUCAUCUGAUGAAAGUGAUACUUAUGGACGACUACCGGUUGAGAUUGAAGGGAAUGAAGAAACAAUGGCAGCUGAAGACCAGAACUGGUCAGGUUUGGAAGGUGUCACGCGUGUGAACUCGCUUGUUCAACUUCCAAGAUUUUCAGAGGAAAGGCAUUAGAUUUUGUAAUUCAAGUAUAAAUGAAAUGGGCUAGCGUUUGUUGUACUAUGGGAUAUUUUUUUGCCUCUUUAAAAUCCAAACGAAAGAUAAUCUUUCUGGAUUGCCAUUUCCUCAGCGUUUUGUUGGAGGAAAAAAAAUCACUGAACAAUUCUCUUCAGGCAACUGAGGCAAUUUAGCUGUCUUUCUAAGUUUUAUGUAAAUUGUUUAGUCAA